GACGGAGGCACACAAACAAAACCCCCAAACACAAGCCAUCUUUCCACCGGUUUUCGAAUUCCCAUUUUUUUAUUUCGAUUCUACUCUCUCAAGCUCUCUUUCUCGCUUACCUGCAAAUUUCGAACUAUCUCUUCGUCUUCUUCCCUGUUAUUUUUCUCCAAUUCUCUCUUCUAGCAUCAAAAACUCUACCACCAAUACAUAUAAUACAUGUUCGUUUCUCUCUACAACUCAAUCGAAGCCGAGCACUGUCAUCUUUUUGUUCUUGUUUUUGGUUUUAUUUAUCCUCUGAGAUCUGCUUCACUCCUUGCACGUUUUCUGUUGUUUCCCCGGUAAAAUCCGGAGCAGUGGAAAGUAUGAAGAGGAUAAGAGAUGAUGUUUAUGGUGGUUCUCAAUUUAAACGGCCCUUUGGUUCUUCUCGUGGAGAAUCGUAAGUUUCUCCCUUCCGAGGAGGAGUGGGAGUAGGAGGGGGUGGGAUUGGGGCCAGCUCACAGAAACUGACGACCAAUGAUGCCUUGAAUUAUCUAAAAGAAGUGAAGGAAAUGUUUCAGGAUCAAAGGGAGAAAUAUGAUAUGUUCCUGGAUGUGAUGAAAGACUUUAAGGCGCAACGGACUGAUACAGCUGGUGUAAUUGCUAGAGUUAAGCAACUAUUCAGGGGGCAUAAUAACCUAAUAUUUGGGUUUAACACCUUUUUGCCUAAGGGAUAUGAAAUAACCCUCGAUGAGGAUGAAACUCCGCCGAAGAAAACAGUUGAAUUUGAAGAAGCCAUCAAUUUUGUAAAUAAGAUAAAGAAGCGUUUCCAAAAUGAUGAGCAUGUCUAUAAAUCAUUCUUGGACAUCUUGAAUAUGUACCGGAAGGAGCAUAAGGACAUAGAUGAAGUUUACAAUGAGGUCGCAGCCCUUUUUGAUGAGCAUCCAGAUUUGCUAGAUGAAUUCACUCGAUUUUUACCAGAUGCUUCAGCAGCGGCUCGGGCAAAUAAUGCUCCAUACAACAAAAAUUCAGUUCAACGAUACAACGAACGGACCUCUGCUACACCCACACUGUGGCAAAUGCAUAUGGACAAGCAACGUCGAAGGGAAAGGGUUGUUGGUUCACAUGGUGAUCGUGAUGUCAGUGUUGAUUGUCCUGAACCUGAUGAUGACAAGGCAAUUAUAAAAAUGUCAAAAGAUCAGAGAAAGCGUGGAGAAAAGGAGAAUAGAGAUAGGAGAAACCGUGAUCUGGAUGAUAGAGAAGUGGAGCAAGAUAACAAUAGAGAUUUCAACUUGCAGAGGUUUCCUGACAAAAGGAAAUCUGCUGUCAAGAAGGUUGAAGGGUUUGGAGGCAAUUCUAACUUUGCUUCCCAUGAUGACAAAGAGAACUUGAAACGUAUGUAUAAUCAAGCAUUUGCUUUUUGUGAGAAAGUGAAGGAGAGGUUGAGCAGUGUGGAUGACUACCAAGCAUUCUUGAAGUGCCUUAAUAUUUAUAUCAAUGGAAUUAUUAAAAGGAGUGAUUUACUGAAUUUG
Messenger RNA from Carica papaya (papaya), 1499 nucleotides. NCBI's taxonomy places the organism in Eukaryota, Viridiplantae, Streptophyta, Magnoliopsida, Brassicales, Caricaceae. The record is from RefSeq and is a predicted model, not a curated record.